AUGAUGCCAAUGCCUCGUCUUCUCCAAUAUCUGAUACUAGCCGCCUGUCUGGUAUCGCAAUGCUCCUCUUGGACCUUUCCAUCUCCGGGCAGUAGGUCAUUGGCGAGAUGUCACCAUCCAAGAUUCAUUAGCCAAGUUCGAAGCGAAGGAAUCUCGCCUAUGGAGAAUACCAAUAUCCACCAUUGCGAACACCAUGGGGGUCGUCGCACACGGAGACUCGUCGGUGUGGCAGCCGUCCUGGUCGCUGCCAGUUGGCUGGUGGCACCCAAAGCGGCCGUGGCCAGCCUUGCCACUUCCACAACCACAAUGGCCGAAUCUUCUAUAGCGUUGGCCGAAUCUUCCGUGGCAACCACUUUUCUGUCGUUGCCAUCACCCGUGCCUCGUAUCGUGGAACUCCAAUUGACACUGCGACUGCUGGUGGCAUCACUGUUGGGUGCCGCCGUGGGUCAAGAGCGCAGCAUGACUCACAAACAUUCGGCCGGUGUCCGAACCAUGGCGUUGGUCGCGUUGGGUGCCUGUGCGUUUACCGUGUGCAGUCAAUUUGGGUUCAAUGCCGUGGGACGGUGCGAUCCGUCUCGCAUGGCGUCCAAUGUGGCCAGUGGUGUGGGAUUUGUGGGUGCGGGAGUCAUUACGACCAGUACGGGAACGAACCCCAGUGACAGUCGUCAAUCGAUUGUGCAUGGGUUGACCACCGCCACGGCCAUUUGGAUCUCGGCGGCCAUUGGUGUGGCAUGUGGUGUGGGAAUGUUUUACAUUGCCACAGCGGCGACUCUUUCCACUAUUACCAUUUUGAAGUUUGGCGGGUUCAAGAAAAAGUUCAAGAAACUCACGGAACAUGGUCAGCAAUCAAAAUCAACUUCCAACAGUGUCACUACUAAAACCGAAAAGCCACAAUCCAUUCGUGUUGUCAGUACAACACCAGAAGAAUUGCCCUUGGUGAAAUCAACAACGGCGUCUCUAGAGGCAAUGGACGAUGAAGAUGACGACGACGAUGACUGGGAUUAUCAUGUCGAGUCGGCAGACGAACAAGACGACGACGAAGAAGACGACGCAACAACCGAGGAAGAAGAAGAAAUCGACCGCAAGAGACCGGUCUUACCCAUGAAAGAAGAUCUUCCCGAGUUGGAUGAACUCAUUGAAGCAUACCAUCGAAGCGGACAAUCAGAGAUUUUAGAAAAAGCUCUUGCUGCGUCCACUGCGAGGAAUUUGACUGGGCUUGUGACUUCCUCGUCAUCGAAGGGGUCCAAACGCCACGACGAGGACAACUAUAAGGGAUCCACCAAGGACAAUCUGCAUCGUUUGGAACCACGACAACCAUUGUACGUGAGCAAGAGAGGAAACGAAACCUUUCGGCCUUAA
This is a messenger RNA of Seminavis robusta, 1359 nucleotides long. NCBI's taxonomy places the organism in Eukaryota, Bacillariophyta, Bacillariophyceae, Naviculales, Naviculaceae. The record is from the annotation of a GenBank genome assembly.